AUGGCUCAGCCGUUGUCCCUCACCUGUCGCCAGAAGGCGACCAGCAUGACGAGACUACCAUCCUCAAGCGCAGCUAGGGCUUUCUUCCUGUCGGAAUAUGGGAAAUUGCAGCAGCACCGCAGGAAAUCACUCGUUUUCGGACAGAGAAUUAUCACCAGAUCCCUUUCGCUUCAAUCCUCUCGACGCGCCAGCAGCACCAACAACACUCUUCGCUGCCCUUCGACUGCUACUCAGAUCCCUUCCACAGCGAGAUGCUACCAUUCCCACUUCCAUCCUCCUCUGCCGACACACGAAUACACCAACUCCCAGACGGCCAUCCUCUCCGCUGCGCUGGAGCACAUCCCCGAGCACGGCUUCACGAAGGAGGCGCUGACGCUGGGCGCGCGCGAUGUCGGAUUCCUGGAUGUGUCGUUGCAGCUGUUUGAGCGGCAGGAGAUGGAUCUGAUUCUGUUCUGGCUGGCGAGCAGGCGAGGACUGUUGAGGGCCAAGGUGGAGAAUGGGCUCUUCGAGAAGAUGAAAAAUGAAGGAGACAAUGCGAGCCGGGAAUUGAGUGUGGACGAGAAAGUCAGGAUUCUGCUCCUGGAGCGAUUGAGGAUGAACGAGAAAAUCAUACAUCGGUGGCAGGAUGCUCUAGCACUCAUGUCCUUCCCAUCCAACAUUCCCCUGGCCCUCUCCGAACUCCACUCCUUGUCUUCUGACAUCCUCUACCUGGCCGGCGACACCUCCAUCGACGCCUCCUGGUACACGAAGCGCCUGUCACUGUCGACCAUCUACGCCAGCGCCGAAGUCGUCAUGACGCAGGAUCCCAGCCCAAAGUUCUCGGCCACAGAGGCCUUCGUCAACCGCCGAAUUCAGGACAACAAGGCUAUUGGCGAGAAGCUCGCUGAUGUGAAGUCCUACCUCGGCUUUCUGGCCAGCACGGCUGUGGGGUUGGGGCGGAGUUGGGGGCUGAAGAUCUAA
Rasamsonia emersonii CBS 393.64 is the source of this 960-nucleotide messenger RNA. RefSeq lists its product as uncharacterized. The record is from RefSeq and is a predicted model, not a curated record. Bases 1 to 960 code for a protein of 319 amino acids. Gene Ontology annotation, cellular component: mitochondrial inner membrane. NCBI's taxonomy places the organism in Eukaryota, Fungi, Ascomycota, Eurotiomycetes, Eurotiales, Trichocomaceae. Gene Ontology annotation, molecular function: lipid binding. The transcript is spliced from 2 exons. Gene Ontology annotation, biological process: ubiquinone biosynthetic process.